Molecule: messenger RNA, 1605 nt
Organism: Erythranthe guttata (spotted monkey flower)
Lineage: Eukaryota; Viridiplantae; Streptophyta; Magnoliopsida; Lamiales; Phrymaceae
Product: protein RETICULATA-RELATED 1, chloroplastic
Biological process (GO): plant organ development
Cellular component (GO): chloroplast inner membrane
Source: RefSeq, a predicted model, not a curated record
CCCACGUGAGAUUUAGUCCAAAAAAGUUGGGCCCAACAAAUAAAUUUAAAAUAUUAAAUUGGUCAAGAGUACAAGCAUCCACUGCAGGCGGGUUGUACCCCACAUUAUAACUACUGCGCACAGUCGCACUGCGCGCAGCCAGCCGACGAAUCCGAUUUCUCUUCGAUUUUUGCGCCGGAGCAUUUCCGUUUGUGCAAUCUGCGAUCGAAAACGAUGUCGUUGGUUUGUUCUCCGGGCGGCGGAUUCACGACCAUGAAGCUCCGCAAUACACUCCACCAGCCGCCUGCAGGCAGAAGCGCCGCCGUGGAAUUCAACAUUUUCGCGAAGUUUGCGCCUCUGAAUCAGCCGUCGGUUAGGAUCGGCGGCGGAAAGUCGAUACGGAUAAAGUGCGCUGACACCGUGGCGGUGGAAACGAUUCAUUUGCCUGAAAAACCCGAGGAACCUAAAGUCGACGACAAUGGCGGCGGCGGAGAUGGCGUGGGUGGGCGAUUUACUCCUGGCGGCGGCGGCGGAGGCGGUGGUGGUGGGGAUGGAGAUAAUGGAGACGGCGGUGAAAACGAGUUUGGACCGAUAAUGAAGUAUGCUGAGGUUUUGAUUGAGGCGGAAAGCCGAGGCGCGGUUCUGCCUGCUGAUAUGCUCGAGGCGGCGAAAUCAACCGGGCUUCGCAGAUUGAUCCUUACUCGAUACUUGGAUUUGCAGGGUUCAGCUUGGCCUUUAGGGUUUCUAAUGAAAUAUUGCUCAAUGCUUCGGAACCGAAUGUUGGCCGAUCCCGCGUUUUUGUUUAAAGUUGGAAUUGAGGUUGUGAUCGAUUCUUGUUGUGCAACAUUUGCGGAAGUUAGGAAAAGAGGAAAGGAUUUCUGGGCGGAGUUUGAGUUGUAUGCAGCGGAUUUGUUAGUUGGUAUCGUUGUUGACAUAGCUUUGGUCGGUAUGUUGGCACCUUAUGCUCGUAUAGGCAAGCAAUCCAUUGUAUCUAGUGGCUAUCUUGGACGCCUAAAACAUGCUUGUGCAUCUCUUCCCAGCAGUGUUUUCGAAGCUGAGAGUCCAGGAAUCAGAUUUUCAGCGCAGCAACGAAUUGCUACAUACUUCUACAAGGGUGUAUUAUAUGGCUCAGUCGGUUUUGGUUGUGGUCUUGUUGGCCAAGGCAUCGCAAAUAUGAUCAUGACUGCUAAAAGGAGCAUCAAGAAGUCGGAAGAGGACAUACCUGUGCCCCCCUUAGUGAAAAGCGCUGCCCUAUGGGGUGUUUUUCUUGCGGUCUCUUCAAACACCCGUUACCAAGUUAUAAACGGAUUGGAACGUCUUGUUGAAGCCUCGCCCGUGGCUAGGCAAAUGCCACCUGUCGCCAUGGCUUUCACGGUCGGAGUACGUUUUGCCAAUAAUAUUUAUGGUGGAAUGCAGUUUGUCGAUUGGGCUAAAUUGAGUGGUGUUCAAUAAUAUGUUCACUUCUUUUUUGAACAACCGAGGAUUUUAUCAACAGAAUUAGGUAACAUGGAGUAUUUUUCGUUUUUUCCUUCGCUUUUUCUUCAAUUUCUAUGGAAUUAGUACUUUGCAAUGUAUAUAAAUGAUCUUUCUUUUCUAUUAUUAACUGGUUUCUCCAGUUGAGCGGAU